AUGAGAUUCUCCCUGGCCGCUGCCCUGGCUCUGCCCGCCGCCCAGAUGGGCCUGGCUGCUCCCGUGCCGCAGUUCCCCGGCCUGCCGUUCGGCGGCGGCCUCCCCGGCCUGGCGCCGUCCCCGGGCACCAACUCCGGGCUUGCAUCUACCGGAUCUGCCACGUCUGCUCCGGGCUCGUGCCCCGGUGCCGGCAAUCUCGGCUUAGAGCUCGCCACCGACCACAUCAAGUACACGGCGAACCCGCAGAGCGCUCUCGAGCCCAUCCCCUGCGACAAUAGCGUGAUUCGCGACAGUCACCGGUCAGCUCACGCCUUGCUUGCCGGGCCCGCCUGA
This is a messenger RNA of Metarhizium album ARSEF 1941, 333 nucleotides long. RefSeq lists its product as uncharacterized. Bases 1 to 333 code for a protein of 110 amino acids. Lineage: Eukaryota; Fungi; Ascomycota; Sordariomycetes; Hypocreales; Clavicipitaceae. The transcript has a single exon. The record is from RefSeq and is a predicted model, not a curated record.